This is a messenger RNA of Aspergillus ibericus CBS 121593, 651 nucleotides long. RefSeq lists its product as uncharacterized. NCBI's taxonomy places the organism in Eukaryota, Fungi, Ascomycota, Eurotiomycetes, Eurotiales, Aspergillaceae. The transcript has 2 exons. The record is from RefSeq and is a predicted model, not a curated record. The coding region runs from base 1 to 651 and encodes 216 amino acids.
AUGGAUUCUACUAUGCGGUGUGUUUUUGCGUGGUGUGAGCAUACGAAUACUUUUGGUAUGUUUGGCUCCGGCAAAUCCUCAGGUGCAUUUCUGAGUUCUGACGCCGGAACAGAACGGGAAGUGAUUGGUCCAGGUGAAGAGUUUACCGAGCUUAAUAAAUACAGGUAUUACGGCCCACUGGAGCAGCAGGCGUUCCUUCACACCCUUCUCGUCAACGAGGUGGAACGCCUGAUGCCGCUGUGGAGCGAGUGGCAGACAAAGCAUCCCGAGGAAUUCGUGAGUGAUGCUAUACGGGAGCGCAAAGCAGAAGACGCGGGAGAGAGCAAGGGUGAUUAUGAUGAUGAUGAGGAGGAGGAGGAGGAGGGAGAGGAGAAGGAGGAGGAGGAGGAGGCGAUGGACAUCUGCCCGGCCCAGGCCAUCCCCGUCCAGAAGAUGCGCAAAAGGACUUGUUCCUGGCUGGACACCCCUCCCCCUAAACGCCAUCUAGGGGCAUAUGGAGAGGGACUAAAGUGGAAAUCCCUCGCCAUGCUAUUAAUAGCCCUUUUGUGCGACGAACUGAGACGGCCCUCUCAACCCUGGUGGAUUGCCUUAACAAUGCUAUCCAUCGGGGAUUUCGGGCCUAAAGAAUCCCUCCCCCGGCGACUGGCGUAG